Labeo rohita (rohu) is the source of this 1623-nucleotide messenger RNA. Its product is annotated as serine protease FAM111A. Gene Ontology annotation, biological process: proteolysis. NCBI's taxonomy places the organism in Eukaryota, Metazoa, Chordata, Actinopteri, Cypriniformes, Cyprinidae. The record is from RefSeq and is a predicted model, not a curated record. Gene Ontology annotation, molecular function: serine-type peptidase activity.
AUGAAUGUCAGUGAGAAGAGCAGAAGAGAGGAAACCAAAGACGUACAGACACCAGACACGAUCAGGAAAACAAGUAAGCCUGAAAAGUUAGUCACCUUCUGGAUUAAAAAAGGAGGAGGACAGAAAGUGUAAUGCUUAGUGAAGAGCAAAGCCCUGAGGAAGAGAGUACAAUAUGUCUGUGUGUAUGCAUUCAAAGGAGAGAAAAUCAAAAAUGCUCUUAAACGUGAUGGACGAUUCAACAGUGUCAUUAUCCGGAAACACUGUGCGCUCUCUGGGUUUAGUUAAAGGUUAGGGGUUGAGGUAAAGAAUGAACUGUCAAAUCCUGUAGACGAUCUUGACGGAGAGGCUUUCCAGGUAGUUGUUGUCAGUGACAAGAAUCAACCUGACAGUCAAGAUGAUUUCACUCUUUUCAAGACUGAACCUAAUGCAGCUUCAGAUGCUGAUGUGGCAGAAACUGUUGGCUCAAGCCAGAAUCUCAUCAACACUCGGCAAAAAAAAAAACAAGAUGGAAACAACUCCAUGAAUCCUUCAUCUAAACGCGAUGUCGUUAAACCCAUCGUAAAUUCUGAAGAGAUUCUGGGAAUUCUGCGUGAUCAGUUUCCAGUUUUGCUGAAGCAAUUAAAGCAGCGAGAAAAACUAAAGAACAAAUCUGAUGUUCAAAAGUUCUCCUGAGCAGAAUAUGGUAAAAGUGUUGAGAAUUUCUUGAAGGUGAAGAAAGUGAAGCAGCUCAUGAGACUUUCUGACUCUGUGUGUCAGAUUCGACAGGAGGGGUCUGCUAUGGGAACUGGUUUCUUGCUCUUUGACAGAUACGUCCUCCCUAAUGCUCAUGUUAUCAGAGGACCGACUCCUAACGCUGCACAGUUCACAGCUGUGUUUGGUUAUGAAGACCUGGAUUCAGAGGAUACCAAGCACAAACCAGUUAAACAACUCACAGCUUACUUUCAUGGAAAGGAUGAUAAAGAAAGGCAUCUUGACUGUGCGCUUCUUGAACUUGUUGACGUUACUAAAAUUGCUGAGUAUCCUAAAUUGGUUAAUUGUUACCAUCCAAACGCUUCUACUAACAGAGGACAGAUCUGCAUUGUGGGACAUCAAGGGGAAGGGGUUAAGAAAAUGGACCCCUGCUUCAUCAUUGAGAGGGAAAAUCGACUAGAGGCAGAAAAUAAACACAAAACUGAGAAUGCUGAUUUUAUUCAUGUGAUGACACAAAAGUCUUUGGAAGAGAAAUGGAAAUUUCAUGAAAACCAGAUUACUUACAACUCUUGUUUCUUUCAUGGAUCUUCUGGCUCUGCAGUUUUUGAUGCAGACUGCAAGCUGAUUGGUAUUCACUCUGGUGGCUAUGUGUACGACGGACAUGGAAAAACUACUAAGAGUGUCAUGGAAUACGCCUAUUCCAUGCAGUCCAUUCUGGAUAUGAUCAGAGCGCAGGCUAAGAUAAAAGGUUUGCAUGAGAUAGUCAAAAUCUUAGAACCCUACAGAGAACAAAGCAAUGUUUCUGAGACUCCAAGGCAACAAAAUUACACUGACUGUGAAAUGGACAUUGAGGUGAACACGAGAGCUUUGAAUGAAACUUUCCAAAUGCCUCAGACGCUUUAUAUUUUUGGGAGAAGUGACUGCAAAAAUUAA